Messenger RNA from Ilex paraguariensis (yerba mate), 223 nucleotides. The record is from the annotation of a GenBank genome assembly. Lineage: Eukaryota; Viridiplantae; Streptophyta; Magnoliopsida; Aquifoliales; Aquifoliaceae.
AUGAGCUCUAAGGAUAUCAAAGGGUACAUUCAAAGAUAUGGAGCUGUUUCAAUGUAUAAUGCAACUUAUGUGGUGAAUUACUGCACCAUUGGAUCGACUUGGAUAGGUUUUGAUGAUGUUGAGGUUGUCAAAAUUAAGGUUGCUUAUGCUAAGAAGAGGAAUUUACUUGGCUACUUUGUGUGGCAAGUCGCCCAUGAUGACAAUUGGGUGCUUUCUCAAGCAG